This is a messenger RNA of Euleptes europaea (tarantolino), 1473 nucleotides long. It is a transcript of the gene EMID1, whose product is annotated as EMI domain containing 1. The transcript is spliced from 17 exons. The record is from RefSeq and is a predicted model, not a curated record. The coding region runs from base 1 to 1473 and encodes 490 amino acids. Gene Ontology annotation, molecular function: protein binding. NCBI's taxonomy places the organism in Eukaryota, Metazoa, Chordata, Lepidosauria, Squamata, Sphaerodactylidae.
AUGGACGCAGCCCGGGGACGCGGGCCGGGCUGGCCGCGCUGCCUGCGGGCCGCGCUCUGGCUCUGCUGCUGCUGCUGCUGCUGCCUCCCGGGCUCCGGCCGCUGCACCUGGACCCACGCCGGCCUCCAGUACCCCAGUCGAAGGAACUGGUGUUCAUACACUAUCACCAGGACGGUUUCCUGCCAUGUCCAGAACGGCACCUACCUCCAGAGAGUCUUUCAGAGCUGCCGGUGGCCCAUAGGUUGCACUGGAGGCAGCUACAGAACAAUUGUCCGACCAACGUACAAGCAGGCAUACAAGACGGUCACAGCUCUGGAGUGGAAAUGCUGCCCAGGACACACAGGGACAAACUGCGAGGCAGAGAGCGUCAGUUACCUGGAUGCUCAGGAUGCUGGGCAUGGAAGUGCUCCUUUGCGUAGAUUCCCCGUCCGACCUGCAACCUAUUCAGGUUGUUUAAAUUGCAGCAAAAUGUCAGAGGUGUUUGAGCGCCUCAAUUUCUUGGAAGCCAAGGUAGCAACCCUCUCAGCAGCUGAGUCUGUGACUUCCGUGGUACCUGGCAGACGACAGUCCCCUAAGGGAGAUGCCUCAGCAGACUCCCUGGCUCUGUGGGGCUCUCUGGCUGCUCAGGGGAGCCCAGGGGACGAAAGUGUAAAAGCAGGUUUUCCAGGCCCUAGAGACAGGCUGAGGACAACCAUUCCAGGACGGGACGGAAGACUGGCCUCACAAGGGCCUCCAGGCCCAGCAGGUCCGAAAGGAGAUGCUGGUAUCCGGGGGCCUUCUGGUAUUCCUGGCGUUAAGGGUCCUUCUGGACCACAAGGGUUGCCAGGUCCUCCGGGUCCUCCAGGAAAGGAUGGUGGAAGGGGCUUCCCUGGAGAGAAGGGCUUACCUGGCCUCCCUGGUCCCCCCGGCCCACCAGGUCCACCAGCCCCAGCAGGGCCCAAGAUAUCAGAAAUCCCUGACCAAAGGGACCCUCUUCUGUCAAAUACUUUUAUUGAAAUGGGUAUCACAGGGCCAGCUGGCCCUCCUGGGCUUCCAGGGCCAAUGGGUCCUCCAGGGCCAGCUGGGAAGCCAGGAUCUCCAGGGCAUGAUGGAAUCCCUGGAAAGCCAGGUGCUGACGGGACAGCCGGUAUCCCUGGGGACAAAGGAGAGAGAGGACCACCAGGAUAUCCUGGCCACAGAGGCCUGGACGGAGAACGGGGUGAACCAGGCCCAAAAGGUGAACCAGGCGAGAAAGGCGCCUGGGCCAUUAGCUUACAAAGCUUCCUAGAGCAGCAGGCCCAGCUGGAGCUCCUGGCUAGGAGGGUCACCUUGCUGGAAGCUAUCAUCUGGCCAGAACCAGAACUGGGAUCCGGCAUCGGUCCUGCCUCCACUAGCACCCCCAGCUACUACCGGGGGAAGCGUGAUGAGAAUCUGGCAGCCUACAGGGUGAUCUCACGCCAGCACGCCCAGAGGAAAGAGGACAAGAAGAAAUGA